Messenger RNA from Malassezia sympodialis ATCC 42132, 2166 nucleotides. RefSeq lists its product as uncharacterized. The coding region runs from base 1 to 2166 and encodes 721 amino acids. The transcript has 2 exons. Lineage: Eukaryota; Fungi; Basidiomycota; Malasseziomycetes; Malasseziales; Malasseziaceae. The record is from RefSeq and is a predicted model, not a curated record.
AUGGGGCGUCCGAAGCAGGUACCUGUGGCUCACGCAGAUGUGUCGUCGUCGUAUCUCAAGACCGAGGCACAGACGUGGGUCGCCCGCUCGGGGCGGCCGGGCAAGCGCGUGAAGCGCGACGAUGAGGACGACGCGGAGAAUGCGCCCGAGCCAGCGGACGACGCCGACGGCGACGACCCCGUCGCGCGGCGGCUCGUGGUGCACAUCGGCUCCGACGCCGUGCGUGUCGGCCGCGCGACCGACCUGUACCCGACCGUCGUGCCGAAUGUGCUGGCGCGGCGCAUGGCCACAGAGACGCCGCCGAGCGCCUCGGCGCCUGCGCCCGAGUCGAUGGACCCGCUGCUCGAGCCGCUGCGCGCCGAGCUGCGCAUGAUCAUGCGCCAGUACAAGCUGCGCCCCGUGAGCAACGGGUGGCAGUCGGCGAACAGCUACAAUGCGUCUGUGCAGCCCGAGCGCGUCGAAGAGCACAACGACGUAUACGACGUCGGAUUCCGCCCCGACGCGGACGUGCCGGCGGACCAGGCGGUCGUCGUGGGCGAGGCGGCCCUGCGCCUCGCCGCCCUCUCCGACGGGCGGCCGACCCGGUGGCGCCUGCACCGCCCCUGGGCGCGCGGCAUGCUCAAUGUGCAGGGCUACGCGGACACGUACGGCGAUGCGUGCGUCGAGGUCCUGCUCAACGACGUGCAGCACAUCCUCACGCACGCCCUCACAGCGCCGCCGAGCGACGCCGCCGGCGCGUCGCUCACGAGCGCAGGCCUGGGGAUCCCCGCGAGGGAGCUCCCGCGCUACUCUGUGCUCCUACUUGUCCCCGACUCGUUCUCCCGCAGCGACGUGCGUGCGCUCGGCCAUGUGCUGAUGCGGCACAUGGGCUUCGCCGCGCUGCAUGUGCAGACCGAGGGCCUCUGCGCCACGUUUGGCGCGGGCCUCAGCGCAGCGUGCGUCGUGGACCUCGGCGCGACGAGCAUCGGCAUUGCGUGCGUCGAGGAGGGCCUCGUCCUCCCCGAGACGCGCGUGACGCUCUCGUACGGCGGGCGCGACAUGUCCGCCUUUUUCCUCCAGGUGCUGCGUGGCUCGAGCUUCCCGUACCACGAGUGCGACCUCGCGGCGCGCGUCGCUGACGCGCAGCUGCUCGACCAGCUCAAGGAGCGCUUCGUCACGCUGCAGCCGAGCCAGGUCGGGCUCAAUCUGUUCGACUUCCUCGUGCACCUGCCUGGCGCGGCGACACACAAGUACGCGCUGCGCCUGUACGACGAGCCGAUCCUCGCUGGCCUGCUGCUCUUCCACCCGUCGGUCGUGCCGGACAAGCGCCUGCCGCGCCGCGCGCGCACGGCGCCUGCGGCCGACACAGUCGCGGGUGAGGAGCCGGAGCCGAACGCGGUGCUCACAGCCACGAACGCGUCGCUGGGCGGCGACGAGGCGGCGGAGCUGUCUGCGCACGCAGCCGUGGACGUGACGCCGACGCUCGCGAUGCUGGGGUGCCUCGGCUCGCGCCUCCCCGACGCAGCUGCCGCGCAUGUCGAUCCUGCGCGCGGGGCGGCCGAGCCGGCGGCCGCCGCGAGUCCGGCGCCGGACGCGGGCGACGGAUCGGCGCGCCCGUCGCCUGCGCCGGAUGCCGCCAAGUCGGCGAAGGCCGCGCUCGCAGUGCCGCAGACGUCCGCGAUGGCGACGCAGGCGGCCAAGUGUGCGGCGGCGGCCGCGGCGGCCGCAUCGCAGGGGCUCGAUGUCGUGUCGGAGGCGGCGUGCACGCCGCUGGACCGCGCGGUGUUCCACAGCCUGCUGGCGUCGACGGGCACGCGCGAGGGCGCGCUGGGCCCCGGCUGCGAGGAGCGGCUGCGGCGGCUGGCGAACAACAUUGUGUGCACGGGCGGCGCGGCGCGCAUCGCGGGCCUGAGCGAGGCGCUGGAGGCGCGCGUGUCGAUGCUGCUCGCCGAGCACUACACGCCAGCGGACAGUGCAAAGGCGCCGGCGGUGCGUGUGCCGGCGCACUUUGUGGCGCCGGAGGCGGUGGUGAUCCCGCCGCCGCGCAACCUGGAUCCUGCGUCGCUCGCGUGGAAGGGGCUCGCGGUGCUUGCGCACCUCGACACGAUGCAGGAGCUGUGGGUCCAGGCGGCCGACUGGGACACGUUUGGGUACCGCGCCCUGAAGGAAAAGUCGCUGUUUUUGUAG